Messenger RNA from Parnassius mnemosyne (clouded apollo), 294 nucleotides. The record is from the annotation of a GenBank genome assembly. NCBI's taxonomy places the organism in Eukaryota, Metazoa, Arthropoda, Insecta, Lepidoptera, Papilionidae.
AUGGAUAAUUUUUAUAACUCACCACUUCUAUCCAGGCUCUUAAAAUUGAAACACCAAACCGACACAAUGGGCACGCUUCGGCUGAAUAGAGAGUUAGUCCCUGAGGGGCUAAAAGCUAAAACCAAAAAUAAUAUGAAGUCUGAUGACGCAAUAGCCGCUAAUCGUUGGAAGAAGUGCUGCGACCACGUGAUACGCGGAGAAAAUACCAUGCGGAAUUUCGAUGACAUCAUGGAACUUGCAGAACAAAAUUCUUUCAUAAUUAAUGUAACUGAAGAAUCUAGCGAUACUGAUUAG